AUGAUUCAGCCGUCUCUGGAGAUUAACAGGGCGUUGAUGCCGUUCGGCAACUGCACUCAGAACGGAACGUGGCAGUCGCGAGAUGGAACAACAGAAUGUCUCCGUGAGUCUCAGCUUCACGAUGAUCCUCAAGUGACCGACUUUUCCGACAGCCGAACUGGGGCCAUAUGGAGUUUCCAACCUCGUCGACUGGAGACAACAGCUCGGUUCGACCAAUAUGCGAAAAGCCCACAGCCUGAUCAGACCCAGUACGCAAAGCCCACAACCCGGUCCCGACCCAAUAUGCAAAAAGCCAACAAUAUGGGGUCUGACCAAUACAAGAUCCAACAGCCUGGUUUCCCGGCUCGUCAGCCGCCGCGUGGAUGUCUUGGCAGGGUCGAGAACACCAUCUUUUUUCACAACUGCCGUUGCGCCUCGGCGUGA
This is a messenger RNA of Fusarium vanettenii 77-13-4, 423 nucleotides long. RefSeq lists its product as uncharacterized. The transcript is spliced from 3 exons. Lineage: Eukaryota; Fungi; Ascomycota; Sordariomycetes; Hypocreales; Nectriaceae. The coding region runs from base 1 to 423 and encodes 140 amino acids. The record is from RefSeq and is a predicted model, not a curated record.